Copidosoma floridanum is the source of this 3380-nucleotide messenger RNA. RefSeq lists its product as uncharacterized. The record is from RefSeq and is a predicted model, not a curated record. Gene Ontology annotation, molecular function: metal ion binding. Lineage: Eukaryota; Metazoa; Arthropoda; Insecta; Hymenoptera; Encyrtidae.
AGAGUGAGAGUGAGAAGAUAAAGGUAUACUACUGUAAAAGUAAAACUGUCUUGUCUGUAAGUUGAUCAAAGAAGAGUAAAAAAGUUACUUCACCAGGGAAAGUUCAGUGAGUUGCAUUGAGAAAAUUUUGUAAAUGGCGCCCGUUGACAACUCGCCGACGUGCAAUAUGGGUAACUUCGAGCUCAUCUGCACGGUCAAGUCCAACGAUCAAAUACCGGUGCACAAGUAUCGCUCCACCAAGACCGGCCUCACUGUAUUCAUCGCUGAGGUCGAUGGCCCUGUCGUUGGUGGCUACCUAGCCCUAGCAACCGAAGCUCACGACGACGAUGGCUUGCCUCAUACUCUGGAGCAUCUUAUAUUUAUGGGCAGCGAGAACUAUCCGUACAAGGGCAUUUUGGACUUGAUGGCUAACAGAUGCCUGGCUUCGGGAACAAAUGCUGCGACUGACACUGACAAUACUUUUUAUACAAUGGAGACCAUUGGUAGCGAAGGCUUCCUCACUCUCCUUCCAGUUUACAUUGAUCACGUUCUUUAUCCUACUCUCAAGGAUUCUGCAUUUACCACUGAAGUUCACCACAUCAGUGAAGUAGGGGAAGAUGCUGGAGUCGUGUAUUGCGAAAUGCAAGCAUUAGAGAACAAUGGAGAAUGCAUGGUAGAUCUUGAAAUGAAAAGAGCCAUAUAUCCUGGCCAGUGUGGCUACAAAUCUUAUACUGGAGGUAGUAUAAAGAAUUUAAGAGAGAGCACAAACAAUGACAAGUGCAGAAAGUACCACAAGGACUUUUACAGGCCAGAAAAUUUAUGUGUUAUUAUCACUGGUCAAGUAAAGCAUGCGGACGUGUUCAAAGCCUUACAGUCAGUAGAGGACAAAAUUAUUGUAAAGGGUGAUAGAGGUCCUUUUAUUAGACCAUGGCAGAGUGAAGUACCACCUUUUGAUAAAAGCGUAGAAAAAGAUGUUUAUUAUGGAGUCCAUGAAGAAGACAAUGGAAUAGUAAAUAUUGCGUGGCGAGGUCCAUCUGCUGUGACCAAUCGAUUUGACAUGAUUGGUUGUACUUUAUUAAUGAAGUAUAUGACAGACACAUCAGCUAGUCCUUUGCAGAAAGAAUUUGUUGAAAUUGAGGAUCCAUACUGUAGCAACGUUACAUUCUGUCCGAUAGAAAAUUCCAUAACAACGUUUUAUUUACAAUUUUGUAACGUCCCAAAGGCUAAGAUUUCUCAGGUUAAAGACCGUUUGGUAGAUGUUUUAAAAAAAUUUACCAUCGACAUGCAGCGCAUGAAUACCGUCAUUCACAGACACAUUCUUGAAACUAUGAGUAACUUGGAAAGAAACCCUCAUGAUUUUAUGGCUUUUGCAAUUAUUGGAGAUUUUCUGUUUGGAAAAGGCAAAGAAGACCUUGAAGGUAGACUGAAUGAAAUUGAAAGCCUCAAAAAACUUCAAUCAAAAUCAGCCGAUUACUGGAUGGACUUGCUAAAAAGAUAUUUCAUUGACACUCCCUGUGCAGUUAUAAAAGGCCAUCCGAGUGUAGAUAAACAAAAAGAAUUAGAAGAAUCCGAAAAAAAGCGAAUAGAAGCUCAAAUUGAACGAUUGGGACCAGAAGGUUUAAAAAAGAAAGGAGAAGAACUUGAAAAAGCCAUAAAUGAAAAUGAAACGCCAAUAUCUGAUGAUAUUUUGACAAAAGUACCAAUACCAAGCACCGAUUCUUUCAAUUCCCACCCCAUAAAAAGCUUUGAAACUGGAUCUCAAGAUCAGUACCCACGAUUUGACUGUAACAAAUUGCCUUUUUACACUUAUUUAGAUCACGUUAAUACCAAUUUUGUAUAUAUGUUUAUGGUAAUGGAUACAUCUGAAAUUCCUGUAGAAAAGAGACCAUACCUGCCUAUACUAUUAGAAGCUAUUUUGGAGUGUCCUAUUCUGAGGGAUGGAAAACUUAUUCCUUAUGAAGCAGUUGUUUCUGAAUUGGAAAUGGAUACUAUUGCAGUUGGCACAAGAAUGGGUCUUGAUUGCAGAUCGAGAUUUUCUGUUGGUGCUUAUGGACACAAUGCAAUGUUAAUCCUUCAGCUUGAACUCGCCAAAUAUUCCAAAGGCAUUCAGUGGAUGAAAGAACUUUUGUAUCAGUCGCAACUUGUUGCAGAAAGACUGAAAAUCAUAGCGACCAAGAAUAUUAACGACGUAGCCCAAAUGAAACGUAAAGAAAAGAAAGUAAUUGACGAUCUCAUGACGAGUCUAUUGUAUAGAAAAGAAAGCAAUAAUUUCAACGUCAAUAUGCUGCGCCAGCAUCAGUUUCUCACAAAAAUGGUAAAGGAAUUAAAUUCUCCUAGCGGGGGAAAAGAGGUUUUAGAUGAGCUUGAGUUGGUCCGAAGUAUCUUAACGUCACCGAAAAAUAUUACUUUAAUGGUUGCCGUCAAUGCCGAUAAAUUGGCAGCUCAAGUUCCCGACGUUUACAAGCCUUGGACCGAAAUUGUGGGCCCUGAUAGUUUUGAAAAUCACAAUUUGAACAUAGUACCGGACUACAAACUCAUAAAACCUCUGUCAGAAAUCGAGAUUGAUGGAUGCGUGGCAGGCAUGGGUAGCACCGAGUCGGCAUUCUUUUUGCAAUGUUGUCCUUGUAUAAAUGAUUUUGAGCAUUCCGAUUUAGCACCUCUUUUAGUGUGCUUGCAAUAUUUCAUUCAACUCGAGGGACCAAUGUGGGUAAAAGUAAGGGGACUGGGUCUUGCAUACGGUUAUACAAUCUUUCCAAGACCGAACGAAGGUCUUUUGUACUUGCAAUUUUACAGAGCAACCAAUCCUGUGGAUAGUUAUAAAGAAACUAAAGCCAUUAUUGAAAACAUGCUCUCAACAAACAGCUGGGAUCAACUUUUGUUCGAAUCAGCCAAGUCUUCUUUGAUUUACCAAAUCGUCCAAGAAGAAAAGAGUGUAGGGGACAUGGUGGCCAAAGCUAUAGCGAGCCACUUCAAAAAGGUGCCGAUCGAUUAUACAGCCAGGCUUGUCAAGAAAAUAUCAGCAGUGAAAAUCAAGGAUUUGGAGCGCGUGCUUCCCACCUACGUGAAGCCACUGUUUGAUCCAAGCAAAUGUAAAACCACUAUCGUUUGCAAACCUGCAAGAACUACCGAAAUCGCCGAGGCUUUUAAAGAAAUGAACCAUGAUUUGAAAAUUUAUCAGUCCAUUGAAGACACAUACAUGAGCUCCUGGUGAAGCUUGAGAAAGCGUCCUAGUUGAGCACAACUUCUACAGGAGAGUGCGGUCUCCAAUGAGUCUAAUUUCAAAGUUAUAACUACUCAAGACUUCUUGAAGCCACUACAUGCAAAUUUUUCGUACUGAAAUGUAUUACAAUGGUAUCUUAUACCUAAAAAUACACUAAAAAUACUUCAUCAGAUAAAAUGAU